This is a messenger RNA of Pundamilia nyererei, 1839 nucleotides long. It is a transcript of the gene arhgap28, whose product is annotated as Rho GTPase activating protein 28. Lineage: Eukaryota; Metazoa; Chordata; Actinopteri; Cichliformes; Cichlidae. Gene Ontology annotation, biological process: regulation of small GTPase mediated signal transduction; regulation of actin filament polymerization; signal transduction. The transcript has 14 exons. Bases 1 to 1839 code for a protein of 612 amino acids. Gene Ontology annotation, cellular component: cytoplasm. The record is from RefSeq and is a predicted model, not a curated record. Gene Ontology annotation, molecular function: GTPase activator activity.
AUGGAUGAGGUGGAGCUUGAGGAGGCGUGGCUGACAGAUGCGGGGUUGGCUUCCCUGGUGACGGGCUUGCCAUUGGCAGAUGAGGUGCCACCGCCAGCUGAGGUGCUGCUGUCCACUUUGACACAUCAACAAGCAACCACUGUGAGGAAGAGGCUGGAUAACUAUAACGAGACACUGAAGAAGAGAAACAGACAGCCAAUCAGAGAUGUCCGGGAUAUCUUCACUGAGCCUGACGACCCAGCAGACAGAUGUGUGUACCCCCACUCCCAUCAUGCUGAACCACCACCAAGUCGAUACCACACCACCACCAAGACCAUUCGCCGAAAUACUUCCAGAGUACGACCAACUCUACCCGUGUUGGCUGUUGAAGAUCAACUACCAGAGCACCCCUCACCCCCCUCAAACACAGACUCUCUGCAUCACGCAAACUCUCCAGGAAACAAAUGCUCUCCGACACAUGUCAUCGACACAAAUGUUCUGACACACGCACAUUCUCCAACACACACUGACUCUCACAAAUAUACCUCUUCCCCUCCUCACACACACUCACCCCCCGUCAGUCAAUUGAUGCAACCUGACUGGGUGCUGCGGGACUCUCCAUACUCAGAAGGUGUGGCUGAGCACAAAAGGGGCAAGGCUUGUUGGGACUGUUUACGUUUCCAUAGAGACAACAACAGUGAGCUGCAGUUUGCAUCUAUCCCUCCCUCUCAGGGUCUUAGCUGUGCAGGCGACCUGUCGUCACGUGACCUCACACAGCUGUGUUUCAUCUCGCACAUUGAGCUCACAACCUUCCUGAUGACUCUGGGCAUCCACACCAAACGCACACGUCCUCCACGCUGCAGGAACCGGGACAGUGGUGUGUUUGGCGUUCCUCUGAACACGCUGUUGGAGAAAGACAGGAAGAAGUUUCCUGGGGUCAAAGUUCCUGUCGUGUUCCAGAAGUUGUUGUGUAUCUUAGAGCAAACAGGCCUGUUGACUGAGGGGAUUCUCAGAGUACCAGCAUCAGCUGCUAGAGUCAAGUGCCUUCGUAGAGAAUUAGACAGGUGCUAUGAGGGAUUUGACUGGUCUGCGCUGAGACAGGUGGACGCUUCCAGUCUGUUGAAGCUUUUCAUCAGAGAGCUGCCAACCCCUCUGCUGACACACACACACCUGUCCACCUACCGCUCUGUACUGAGUAUCCCCUCUGAGCUCCAUCAGGUUCAGGCCCUGCAGCUGCUGACGUUGCUUCUUCCAGAAGCCAACAGAGAAAUUCUGAGAGCUCUGCUGGUCUUCCUCCGUAUGGUGGUCUCUCAUCAGGAUCAGAACCGUAUGUCUCUGUGGAAUGUGUCCAUGGUGAUGGCACCCAACCUGUUCCGUCGUCACCAUGGAAACAAGCGCUCAAUUGCUAAACGAGAUGAGAUGGAGGAGGCAGUGGGUGGAGCUCAGCUGAUCCGGCUGAUGAUCAUUCACCAGGACUUGAUUUGGACCGUCCCCAAGUUUCUACUGUCUCAGGUGAGACAGAUGAACCAGGUGUCCAUUCAGAAACAGCUUGGCCUGAGCUGGACCAGUAGACUUUUGAGGAAGAAGAAUGACAAGAAUGAAAGAGAUCAGAUCACAGAGCUGUGUGAAGGUGUGAUCAGAGUUCAUGCUCCUCUACACACCAAGAUUUCCAUGGUGAUACAACUUGAGGAACAGACAACAGCCAAGGACAUAACGUCCCGCUUCGAGUGUGAGAACAGUCCAGUUCAACAUCUGUAUGAAGUUGGAGGAAACAUCUGUGAGCGUCGUCUUCAUCCUGACUGUGUUCUGUUGGAUGUUUACAGAGUUAAUCCCCACUGUGAUUGGCUAAUUAAACCCUGA